Molecule: messenger RNA, 2358 nt
Organism: Oryza brachyantha (malo sina)
Lineage: Eukaryota; Viridiplantae; Streptophyta; Magnoliopsida; Poales; Poaceae
Product: probable receptor-like serine/threonine-protein kinase At5g57670
Exons: 11
Coding region: 205-2004 (599 amino acids)
Biological process (GO): protein phosphorylation
Molecular function (GO): ATP binding; protein kinase activity
Source: RefSeq, a predicted model, not a curated record
GACUCGAUCAUCAGUCCCAUAUCUAUCACCAUGAGCGUGUACAUAUCCAUCCGGCCUCCCCUACAAAUCCCUGUCCUUGUCGUGGCCGUCGACGUCGCCGGAGUCUUAGUCGGAGCAAGCAGCAACAGUGGUGUCACUAGAUAUCGCAUCAUAUCGGUAGCUAAGAGGAGGAGCUGAGCUGAGCUAGCUGGAGCGAGCUACAAGAUGGACACCAUUGAGGAGUGCAGCGCCGCCGACGAUGGACGGCGGCAGCUGCUGCUGGGGUCGAGGAUACUGGUCGGCGUCCCGAACAACUCCCGGGGGUGCUCCGAGCUGCUGUCAUGGGCGAUCAGGGUCGUCGCGAGGCCCAACGACUCCGUCGUCGCCGUCCAUGUUCUUGGAGGGAGGGGGAGGAAGAACAGGCUGCAGAAGGCGAACGCGUUUGUGAUCUACAUGCUUGGGGAGUUUGUGGAGACAUGUGAGGCUAAACAGGUAAAUUUGGAGGCCAAGGUGAUUUGCAGCUCAAGCAUUUGGAGAGCCCUUACCCAGGAAGCUACAUUGACUGAUGCGAACUUCCUGAUUGUUGGGAGAUCAGGAAAUGCAUAUCGUAGGAACCAUUAUGAGGUUGCAAACUACUGCUACAUGCAUGCUUCAAAAAACUGUUCAGUGAUUGCAGUUGGAAAGGAUGGUCUACCCCAGAGCAGUGCUCGGUUCAAGUCAAGAUCAUUUGAUGACAGUAGCAUGUUCUCAAGCUCAACUUGGAGCAGGAGAUUUCCUCCACUUCAGAAGCUACUCAGAUCAAACUCGGCGCGAAAGCCGGCUCAAUCAGUGGGUGAAGCCACAGAGAACAAGAGCUCACCAAGGGCAGUUCUUGAUGGACCAGAGGGAGGAGGGGAGCACCAUGCCACUGAAGAAUGCUACAGCACAUCCAGCAAUGAGGUGAGCCGGCGUGGCAUCUGGAGGAGGUUAUCUGACAUGAAACUCUGGCUUCCGUUUCUACGGUCCAUCGAUGAUGAGAGCGCCAAAGGCGGCGACAAUUGCUCGACGUAUACUGAAGAUCAGAAGCCUGCCUGGAGGUGCUUCAGCUACCAAGAGAUUUCAGUUGCUACUAGUGACUUCCAUCCAGACAACAUGGCUGGUAGAGGAGGCUAUGCAGAAGUAUACAAGGGCAUCCUAUCUGAUGGACAAUGCGUAGCUGUGAAGAGAUUAGCACAAGGCAAGCCCACUGAACAGAAGGAAAAAGAGUUCCUGACAGAACUAGGGAUCCAGGGACAUGUUUGCCACCCAAACACGGCUUACCUGCUUGGCUGCUGUGUUGAGAAUGGACUCUACUUAGUGUUCGAGUUCUGCGAAAACGGCACACUUGCAUCGGCACUGCACGGGAAGAGUGGGAAGAUCCUUGAGUGGCCUUUGAGGUACAAGAUUGCGGUAGGCGUCGCGAGGGGCUUGCAGUAUCUGCACAUGUUCUGCAGGCACCGGAUCAUCCAUCGCGACAUCAAGGCAUCCAAUGUGCUACUUGGUGAUGAUUUUGAGCCUCAGAUAUCAGACUUUGGAUUAGCAAAGUGGCUCCCCAAGCAGUGGACUCAUCACUCUGUCAUACCUAUAGAAGGCACAUUUGGGUACUUGGCACCAGAGUACUUCAUGCAUGGCAUUGUCGAUGAGAAGACCGACAUAUUCGCAUUCGGAGUUCUUCUGCUGGAGAUUGUCACUGGAAGGAGGCCUAUUGACUGCUCCAAGCUGAGCCUUCUUCAGUGGGCAAAACCUCUUCUUGAAGCUGGACAAGUGACUGAACUUGCAGACCCAAACCUUGGCAACGACUACGACAAGGAUCAGCUGAAGAGGAUGGUCGCGGUCGCGUCACGCUGCAUCAUGCGACCGGCGAUGUGGCGGCCCUCGAUGUCUGAGGUGCUGCAUUUUCUGUCUACUGACGAGUGUCUGAAGGAGCCGGAGAAUUGGAACAUUCCGGAGGAUGAGGUUGACGACAUGGAUGAUUCCCCUAUGUUUUCUGAAUCAUUUUCUCCAUGAAGACAGGCUCUAAUAUUAUUUGGUCUUUGGCAUGGCUUCUCUUCAUGGUGAUGCCAUGUGCUGUCUUAUCUGUUUCUUCUCUUGGUUUUGGAAUAUUAGUGACUCUGGUAUGUAAUCAUGUAAUUUAGAGAGAAGAUUUUGAAGAUAUAUAUUCAGUGCAGGUUCGAGUGUAUCAGUUGAUCAAAUAGAGUACGGACGAACAUAAAUUUUCCUGUAAAUUAUCCAUGAGAAAAGUUGGCGCCGUUGAUCCAAGCAUAUACCAUGUCCACCAGUAAAAUGUUCAUUUGUAAAUUUGUCUCCAAACAAUCACUGAUAAAGUGACAAGUAGAACCACCUUUAUGGGAAUAUUCAUGC